Molecule: messenger RNA, 1066 nt
Organism: Cuscuta epithymum
Lineage: Eukaryota; Viridiplantae; Streptophyta; Magnoliopsida; Solanales; Convolvulaceae
Source: the annotation of a GenBank genome assembly
GGGAGGUGAUGUGAAUUCAUGAUGGCCCGCAGUGGUCCCGAGUCAAGUCCAGGUCUGUCUGAGUCGAGUCAAGUCCAUGUCCGUCUGAGUCAAGUCCAGGUCUGUCUGAGUCGAGUCAAGUCCAUGUCUGUCCGAGUCAUGUUGGUCCAUCCUUAAUCUAGGAUGACGAUCGCUUAUUUUAUGCAGCACGUUCGGGCUCCACAGCACCGUCGUGCCUGGCUUUCUGGCGGGCUCGUCCAUCCUGGCUCUGGGAUGGCAACCGUCGCUCUUAUGCAGCACGAACGGGCUCCACAGCACCGUCGUGCCUGGCUUUCUGGCGGGCUCGUCCAUCCUUGCUCUGGGAUGGCAACCGUCGCUCUUAUGCAGCACGAACGGGCUCCACAGCACCGUCGUGCCUGGCUUUCUGGCGGGCUCGUCCAUCCUUGCUCUGGGAUGGCAACCGUCGCUCUUAUGCAGCACGCACGGUCUCCACAACACCGUCGUGCCUGGCUCUCGAUCGGGCUCGUCCAUCCUUGAUCUGGGAUGGCGACCGCCGCUUUAUACAGCACGAGCGGCUGGCUUUUCAGCGCCGCCGUGCCUAGCGAGGGACUGCACUUGUUCAUCAUUUAUGCAUGCCUUGCGUCCAAGACUAUUCAAGCACUGAUUCAGGGAAGGACGUGAGCAAGAGUAUACUUUCUCGAGCAGAUUCACAGGCUCACUACUCAAGAAACUAGGGGACUUGUGUUGGGUAUAUUACCCCGGCCUACUACUGUUUAGAGGCCCAAUACACCGCCCCGGUACAGGGCCCAGUUAGCAAGGAUCAUUUAGGCCAACCGGCCCGUUGGGACCUACUCGGCCCAUUCCGGCCCAACAAGGCCCAUUGGCCCAUGGAGAAACCCCUUACUCCCUCCCCCAUCUAUAAAUAGGAAGGUUGACUUCCUGAUGAAAGGAUCCUUUUUUUGGUUCUCUUCUCCUGCAUUACUUCUUCUUCCUUAGAUUAGAGUAGUUAUUCAUGCUCCAUUAAUGGAGACUUCAACUUUUGUAUUAUGUAAAGGAGUGAUGGGAGCAUAUUAAUGAGAAAGAGCGG